GACAUCUAUUAGAAAAUAUGGGUGGUCCGUAGUGCGACACAACACAACACAUUGGGGUUGUUACCAUCCUCCAUCUUUUUCUGAAGACUGAGUUUAUCUUCUGUAUUAGUUAGAACUUAGAUAUUCUAUUAUGUAUUUUCAACGUGAAUACAUCAUUGCUAUUCUCUUCCUCAAGAGGAAAUGGAAAUGCUGAUCGAGCAGGUAUGGUACAAAUGCAACCCAGGAACAUAUGUUGCUGUGACACACGUGCAAUAUCUGGGCAGCUGACCUUGUGCCCGAGGGCACCAUGUUGACUGGGCGGACCACACUUUAAGUUGAAUGUGGACUGUCGGUCAGCCUUUUCAAAACUGUAUAUUCUUUCUGUAUGCAUGUGGGCAGCCUGCUGUGCUGAGCUGAGCUGCCUGAUUUUGGUGUAAAGGUAGAUAUCCAGGGUGACCUAUAAAAUGGAAGAGCCAGAUCUGGCUUGCGGUAUGCAUUGCAGUGAUAUGAUUGGUACCCUACUUGCUCGAGUAUAGCUCUAGGAGGUUUUAUUCAUCAGCUAUUAAGUUAGAAUGGCUGGACAAAGAAAUAACUAUGGUAAACGAUCCCACUCUCAAUCUGACUAUUCCGACAAUGGUGGAAGUAAGAGAAGGAAUCCUGGCGAGGAGCGAGAACAAUAUGCUCUGGGACCAGAUGAUACUGUCUACCGUUACUUGUGUCCUGGGCGGAAGAUAGGAAGCAUCAUCGGGAGGGGUGGCGAGAUUGUUAAGCAAUUGAGGCAGGAGAGCCAAUCCAAGAUCAGGAUUGGCGAGUCUGUGCCGGGCUGUGAGGAGCGCGUUGUAACUAUCUUUAGUUCAAGCCAGGAAACUAAUGCAUUUGAAGAUAGUGGUGACUUUGUUUGCCCGGCCCAGGAUGCUCUCUUCAGGAUACAUGAGAGGCUUGUUGCUGAUGAGGUGGCGGGUGAAGAAGAUGUCGACAUGGGCACUCGUCAAAUUACAGGAAUGCCUUAG
This is a messenger RNA of Magnolia sinica, 989 nucleotides long. RefSeq names its product KH domain-containing protein At4g18375-like. The transcript has 2 exons. Gene Ontology annotation, molecular function: mRNA binding. Gene Ontology annotation, biological process: regulation of gene expression. The record is from RefSeq and is a predicted model, not a curated record. The coding region runs from base 552 to 989 and encodes 145 amino acids. NCBI's taxonomy places the organism in Eukaryota, Viridiplantae, Streptophyta, Magnoliopsida, Magnoliales, Magnoliaceae. Gene Ontology annotation, cellular component: nucleus; cytoplasm.